CGCUGCACCAUGGUGCUCGGUGGCAUCCCAAUUUCAGCCUCCGCUUUUGGGUUGAAUCGUGGCCGCUCUUUUUCUCUUUGUUCCAACCACCUUGUUAUAUGCGACCUCAUUCCGUCACUUCUUCCGCCACAGAGAAUAAAAUAUCUCCUUGUCUGUCUAAUGACACUUGUCAGACGAGUGACCAGCCUCAACUUGGCGAUAAUUCAAUCCCACCUCCUGCUCAUGACCUCUCCGACACUUUGGUGACGCCCUGGAAGAGUGCGCCCAGUCUCCAUGAAGCAUCUGCUACAGCCGGCUUGCACCCCAACACUGAACAGCAAGCCAACGCCAUACCAUCCUCAAUGUCAUCCUCCAAACCUGAUGGGGUCCAUGUAGCUUCAAAUACCAUUCAGUCGCCCAAGACGCCUAUUACCCAACGUAUACGGCGCUUCUCGAAUUCCCGCCCCAGUCCACCCACCAACCCGCCUUUGCAGCCACAACCACCCCAACGUACCUGCGAAGGCGUCAUUAUUACCAAUGUGAUGAACAAAGAAUACGAUCCAGCCACCGGAAACAAAAUUAUCAACAAAUACAUGAUCAUUAAGGAAAUUGGACGCGGUGUUCAUGGCAAAGUCAAAUUAGCCCAAGAUAUCCAAACAUCCGAACUCGUGGCGAUCAAGAUUGUAGAUCGACGCAAUAGACGACGGCAGAUGGGGUACAGUCUUUUACGCGGCAACAGUCAACGUCAUUUAUGGCCCGAUGAAAUGGGGAAAAAAGGUGAUCCGCCUCAUUACAAGGAGAAUGAACAGAAAAUACGCCGCGAAAUUGCCAUCUUGAAAAAGUGCUCGCAUCCAAACGUCGUCCGCUUACGCGAAGUCAUUGAUGAUCCAGCCAGUCGCAAGAUUUACAUGGCCUUGGAAUAUACCGAAGGCGGGGAAAUUGAAUGGAGAGACGAGAACGAGAAUCCCGUGCUUUCCAUGGCAGACACCCGGCGCUUCUUUCGCGAUGCGGUGAGCGGCCUAGAUUAUUUACAUUAUCAGGGCAUUAUCCAUCGAGACAUUAAACCCGCCAAUUUACUGUUGACCAAAGAACACGUUGUCAAGAUCUCAGAUUUUGGCGUUUCCUACUUUAACGAGUUAUUGGCCGGCAAUUACACGCAUGGCGACCCUUCCAAAGACGAUAUCACCAUCAUUGAUCGAGAACUGGCAGAAACAGCAGGAACUCCGGCGUUUUUCGCUCCUGAACUUUGUUGUGCGGGCGAUUCUCAAAAAGUAAGCAUGGAUGAUAGCGCAGAAACUGCGGCGAUAGAUGAACAUGCGCGUUCCACACGUCGACAUUCGCGCCUAUCACGUCCACGAGUCACCAAAGCCAUUGAUGUAUGGGCUCUAGGCGUCACUCUCUAUUGCUUUGUAUUCGGUCGAUGUCCGUUUACCGCCGCCACCGAAUUUGAACUCUUUGAUAUUAUUCCCACCGUGCCACUGACAUUUCCGGAUCCCGCCGAAACUGGUGUAUACAUUGAUGACGACCUCAAAGAUUUGCUGCACAAAUUAUUGACCAAAAAUGCCGAUGAACGGAUUACCUUGGAUGAAGUCAAGCGACAUCCGUGGGUCAUUGCUGACCUUGAUGAUCCUGAGGUUUGGUGGGAAGAGGCCGACCCAAGAAAGCAUCAGCCCGUCCAAGUGACCGAUCAGGAAGUGACGGAUGCAGUCACCAUGAUGGAUCGACUGCGCAAAUCUUUUCAGAAACUGUCAACUUCAUUUUCGAGUCUUACUCAGGGCUUAACGAGACGACGCGGGAAACACGGUCCACCAUCGUCCAAGGGGAAAGAUACCCACCACAGUCCGUCCUGGCGAAGGGUGUCUUACCAACCAAGUACGCAACAUCAUCAACAAAGAUUAUCGGUGAUUUCCGAAGCAGCGAAAUCUUUGCCUUUGCUGCAUGCCAAGCCCAAUUACUCCACGUCCACCUUGCCUUAUCCGCCUCUUUCCCCUGCAGAUCCACCCACUACCAUGGUUACUUAUGACGUACAUCCUGUCAAUCCCUCCAGUAUUUCCGGACCCUUACCAGAAUCGCGUCCUCAGCCUUCGCUACUGCGCCCCAUCUCCAGUUUUUCGGACGAAACAUCGUGGCCUUCCUACCACGAGAUUGACGAAUCAGGCGAAGAAGACGAGGUUCCGCAUUGGCCGGCUACCAGUGACUAUUGCCAACGUCCUGAACUGGAUCAGAAACUCCAGUCCGAGUCAUCGUCGUCUGGGAUGGCCAUCACAUUUGGUCGUUAUCGCGAGAGCUAAGUUCUCUGAAUUAGCCCGGUGCGGUCGCUGUCAUGACAGCUGACUUUGCUAUCUACUUUUUUUAUAUCCAAUUCUUUCCCUCGCCAUUUAAUAUAAUGACUAACACACAUUUAAUAUGCACCAAGAAAAAGUAUCUAAUAUCCAUUUGCGCAAUUCCCUCCCUCCCCUUCCCUUCUCCAUUACCCGCCUUCCUUAUACCUGCUAUUGUCAAUCAUCAGCAGAGUGGUACGCAUUCGCAGCAUUUAUCCUUUCUCCCACCCAUCUCAUUAGUUAUCAUCUAUAAGAGUAAUAAAAAAAGUGAAAUUCCCGAUUCCGGAUGGCGGUU
Molecule: messenger RNA, 2595 nt
Organism: Radiomyces spectabilis
Lineage: Eukaryota; Fungi; Mucoromycota; Mucoromycetes; Mucorales; Radiomycetaceae
Product: kinase-like domain-containing protein
Exons: 6
Coding region: 99-2270 (723 amino acids)
Biological process (GO): protein phosphorylation
Molecular function (GO): protein kinase activity; ATP binding
Source: RefSeq, a predicted model, not a curated record